AAACAUGUACAAAUAUCACAUAAAAAAAAUAAAGGUGAAAAAUACCACUUCAAAAAAAUGAAGGUCUAAAAGCUGUAGUCCAAUUCAUUCUUAAAAAAUUAGAAGCCAAUAGCCAUUUAUGAUAAUUGAGAACAUAAACUAUAAAAUACAUAUUUGAUUUUCAGAAUCCUCUUGAUGAUAAAUCAAUAGUUAUUGCUAAUCAUAAAUCAGAUAACAAAAUUGCAUUCCUACCUAGUUAAAGACCCUGAUAAUAAAAUUACUAAAAUGCUGUCGAUUAUAUAAAUCAAAUCAAUUACAUUCCACUCUCCUUACACAUAAACUAUAAAAUUUAAUAGAAAUUAUUCAAGGGUAGCAUUCUUUAUUAACCUUGUGAAACACCUAUGCAAACUGAUAAAUAAUGAUACUAACAUUAUCCGAGUAUCUUUUAAUAAAAGAACUAGAUUUGAUUUCUUUCUUUUUUUAAACAAUAGCAUCUUCAUCCAUUAACAUAGAAAAAAAGGAUUAGAAUAAGCAUGA
Molecule: messenger RNA, 516 nt
Organism: Paramecium primaurelia
Lineage: Eukaryota; Ciliophora; Oligohymenophorea; Peniculida; Parameciidae
Source: the annotation of a GenBank genome assembly